Messenger RNA from Candoia aspera, 1397 nucleotides. RefSeq names its product protein SSUH2 homolog. NCBI's taxonomy places the organism in Eukaryota, Metazoa, Chordata, Lepidosauria, Squamata, Candoiidae. The transcript is spliced from 11 exons. The record is from RefSeq and is a predicted model, not a curated record. Gene Ontology annotation, molecular function: heat shock protein binding. The coding region runs from base 1 to 1095 and encodes 364 amino acids.
AUGAAGGGAAAAGCCAGCCUCAUUGCUCCUUUGGCCACAGACCACUGGCAGCUGUUGCUGUAUAACCAGCAACCUCUUCUUUUAUCCUUACUCCCUUCUUUUACAGCAGGAAAGCGUUUCGCUCCUCCACCUGACUUCCUUCCUUAUAGUGGAGGUGAGCCGUUGCCAGCUCAGAUGAACUGGAAUAUUCCUGCUAUUUCAGAAGAUGAAGCCAGAGAAGCUUUUAUCCAAUAUGCUACAAGCAAGUGCUGCUACAGCAAAGUUCCAGCCAGAGAGAUGGUGUUCCAGGAUCUCCUAACACUGAACACUUACAGAUAUUACUUGGAGACUUUCACUGAAUCAAGGUCUUCAUCUUGGAAAACAAAACCAUAUAGGGGAGAACCUAUAGAUUCUGCUGCGUAUGGUGCAGCUCCUGCUCCCUGGGACAUGAGAGUAGAGGUUCCUGAAAUAUUCAAAGACAAGAUCACAAGAGUUAAAGUGCCUCACACAUCAUCAGUAAAGGGAUGUCCAAUAUGUGGCUGUUCUGGCAGACGUCCCUGCAACCAGUGCCACUGCCUUACAAGGAAGCAGUGUUGGGUAUGUAAUGGAACAGGAUCCCAGUUCAGCAGUCAGAGGUGUUCUACUUGUUCUGGAACUGGAACAACCAUGUGCAAUGCCUGUUCUGGCCUGGGGACAAUUGCAUGUUCAGACUGUGGAGGAACAGGACAGUUGCUGACAUACAUUGAGCUGCUAGUUGAAUGGCAAAAUAACAUUUUUGAAUAUGUGGUGGAUGAAAGAACUGGGUUUCCUACUGAACUCUUCAAAGCAGUUAAAGGGAAGAAGCUGUUUGUUGAUGAGCAAUAUAUGGUUUAUCCGGUGAUAAGCUUCCCUAACAGUGCCAUCAAUCAAGCUUCCCGAAAUGCUAUUGAACAACAUCAAGCUCAGUUUGGAUCAAGUACACGGAUACUGAGACAGAAGCAAACAAUUGAGCUGGUAUUUCUUACCAAAGUGGAAUAUGAAUGGCAUGGAAAAUCCUAUUCCUAUUAUGUUUAUGGGAAUGAACACAAGGUGUAUGCAGAGAAUUACCCUAAAAAGUGUUUUUGUACUAUUGUAUGAUAUAUGGGCCUUCCUACCAUAGACAGAGAAACCCUGAUCAUUCCAGCAUUAUGUCUACUCUUCUGCUUUUUCCUCACUUCUUUCUUUUUUAAUUCACAUAUCUCAGAUUAAUUAUAAACAGCUGUUAGCUUUAAAAGAAGACAUAGAGGAUUAUCUCUAGGACUGAAACACUUUGCAUACUUUUUGUACAACUGAUAGUUCAUUGUUCCUCUUGAACGUUAAAAAUGCUUGUGCUGGUAUAUUAUUUAUAACAAGUGUUAAAAGUUUCGGUCAAGGAUGCCAGAGACUCCAUUCCAUACCCA